Molecule: messenger RNA, 4415 nt
Organism: Boleophthalmus pectinirostris (great blue-spotted mudskipper)
Lineage: Eukaryota; Metazoa; Chordata; Actinopteri; Gobiiformes; Gobiidae
Gene: dlgap4b
Product: discs, large (Drosophila) homolog-associated protein 4b
Exons: 17
Coding region: 1-3600 (1199 amino acids)
Biological process (GO): signaling
Cellular component (GO): glutamatergic synapse; postsynaptic specialization
Molecular function (GO): molecular adaptor activity
Source: RefSeq, a predicted model, not a curated record
AUGAAGGGGCUCGGGGUCAACCGUAACCGCCUCCUGUCCGACUCCUGCGACCCCUCCUCCUCUCACCACCGGGAGGCGCUCUACCCUCCCAAAAACGCCAUGAGCAGCAGUAGCACGCUCCCACGCGCUCCUUGUCUCCUCACGCCCGCGACCAUGGACCGCUACGGGACCUUGGACCCUCACCUCUACCCCACCAACCCUCCAGACUGCAUGCUCAACAACCAGAUGCCCAACAGCAGCACCUUCCCUGGGCUCCACUACAACCACUAUGACCCCCAAGACUUCUCCCCUCCUGAAAGCCUUGGAGGACUAACAAGUUCAGGGACUUCCAUGUCUUUGGGAAUGCAACCAGGAAUGGGCAUGUCCAGUUUACGGACUCCAAUGAUUACGAGCGGAUCUGCAACAAUUUCACACCACAUUAGCAAAAGUCAAAUGCCUCAAAGUUUGCUAGAAUUUGACAAAAAUCUUCCAGGAGCGAGGGAUGGUUUUAGCACAUUGCAAUUCCAUAGAACGACAGCAUUAGCAAACUCCAAACAGCGCACGGAUAGUCCAGGGAAGAUCCGCUAUAUGCUGAAUUCGGUCCAAAAACUGUUCAACAAAACGCAGUCCAUGGAAGGGCAUCAGGUGAAAAAUGUGAACGGAAGGUCGUCGGGGAGUGGAGGGGGAUCUUCUAGUGCGGAGGAUGGAGGGAAGCAGAGCCGGAGAGCAAAGAGCAAAGACCGAGGGACCAAAGAACCCAAGAGGCGCCCCAGGUCGAACAUGUCAGGAUACUGGAGCUCAGACGACCUGGACAGCAGCGACGUGAGCAGCUACCACCACACACUGGGCCGUCUGGGCACGCACGACGGGAUGCACAGCCCUCAGCAGAGGUACAUCCACAGCGGUUACAACACCAUCAGCUCGUCCAAAAGCAGCGGAGAUAUGAAGUUCUCCACCCUGGCAAGAGGGGAGGGGCUUGGGGGAGUGGGAGGACUGGGGACUCUGAGCGUCUCUGACCAGGACUAUGUCAAAGGAGGGUCCUGGUCCGCUCUCACCAUGGGCCAGCCACCGCGUCAGCUCCUCCAGCAGGGGGCGCACACACUGGAUCGCUCCAUGCUCAAGUCCAAAUCCUGCCAACAAGAUCUCAGCACCAACUACCUGCAGGUCGGGAGGAGGCACGACUGGAGCAGCAGCUUAGGCAGGGCCGGGGUUAUGGGGCGGGGCGUUGCCAUGGAGAUCCCGUGUCGGAGAAUGAGGAGCGGGAGUUAUGUGAAGGCCAUGGGCGACAUAGCUGACAGUGACGACUCCGACCUCAGCCCCAAACCCUCGCCCAAGAGCGCCGCCCGGAGGCAGAGCUACCUAAGAGCAACGCAACAGAGUCUGAGCGACCAACUGCCCCCGAGGAACAGGACAGUUGACUGGAGCUUUCUUCAUGGACACUCUCUGGAUGUGCUCUGGUCCCCGGUGCACCACAGCGCCCCCCUGUUGCAGCAGAUGGGCAGGUCCAUGAGCAGCUGUCUUCCAUCCCUCCAGGAGUUGUCCUCUAACCCUCCCCUGGAUCAGAUGCACUCGUUGGGGGGAGAACGUUUGGAUUCUCUGGGUGGGACAGUCUCUUCUGGAUGGGACGAUGAUGAUCUAAGAGAAGCCGUGAGCUCACUGGCCCGCCGCAGUGGCAUGGGACAGCUGCGGGGCAUGGACAGUGGACCAUAUGAGGACCACAGUUCUGAGUUCUCCUUCAGAGACGCUCAGGACUCGCCCCCCGACCUGCCCUCUGACUUCCCCCCUCACCUGCCUCCCGAUCUGCCCCGCCCCUCCUGCUUCCGCUCACGCAGCCACAGUUACCUGAGGGCGAUCCAGGCCGGCUGCUCCCAGGACGAAGACUCGCUGUCCCUAGAGUCCACAUCCCCACCCCCAACAGAGAGCAGUGUGAGGACCUACAGUACCAGUACAGAUGACCUCUCGGCUCAGUGGACUCAGUGGAAGUAUCAGUUUGGCUCAUACCUGAGGGCCACAGGUUUGGACAAAGCUCCUAAAGAGAAACAGCUGGCUGUGUUACUGCAGAGACUUGACCUGCACCUGCCCCAAAUUCUCUCUCUCUCUACAGUCUCCACCUGCGUCUCCACCUGUAAGCGCACCGCCCCUCCCCCCGUGCCCCCCCGCACCACCUCCAAACCUUACAUCUCUGUCACAGUCCAGAGCAGCACCGAGUCAGCCCAGGACACAUACCUGGAGGAGGAGGGUCUGCGGUCAGAGGUCACCAGCCAAUCCAGCCAGGCCCACAGUAACUCCUCCGACAGCCUGGACAGCACGCACGCUAACAGCCUCGCACGCAGCAUUAGACGACCUCCGCAGAUCACCGCUGUCGCCAGGGAAACCAGAGAAGCCAUCGUCCCCAACAAAUCCCACGCUGCCACGGAAACCACCGACUGUGACACGAAAGGAGCUAAAGCUAACAUGACGCUAACAGGAGCGGCUAAAACUAACACCACGCUAACACCAGAUGACCCGCAGGAGGCACCUGCCCCCAGGAGGAAGCUGUCCUCCAUAGGCAUCCAGGUGGAUUGUGUCCAAGAGUCCUCUGACCCCGUUCCUCGAGAGGACACGCCCCCGCUGAGCCGAUUCCAGUCCAUCGGGGUCCAAGUGGAGGACGGCUGGCAACUGAGUCGGUCCAGCAGCAUGACCAAACAGGACACUGACUCUGACACUCAGGAAGUCCCACUCCCUUUGUAUAAGCCCCAAUCAAAACCCUCAGAGAAGAAAGUGAUGGUCAGCUGUGGCAGCCAAUCAGUGGCUCAGGACUCUCUGGACCAGGAAGUGCCCACCCCCUCGACCCCACCCAUCACACGGCAGAUCCUCAACAGGUCUACCACCCGAAGCAGCUCCGACUCCUUCUCAGAGAGCUUAGAUCCUACUUUAGAUCCUACUCUAGAUCCCAGUCUGGACUCUGGUCUAGACCCGGCCUUGGACCCGUCCUGCCUGCCCCCUCCGGACCCGUGGCUGGAGAGUGGGGUGUCGGGGGGAGGCGGAGCAGCAGUCUCUGGGGGAAACCUGUGCCGACGUGAUGGGCAGUGGUUCCUGAAGCUCCUGGAGGCUGAGAGAGGACGCAUGGAGGGUUGGUGUGAGCAGAUGGAGCAGGAGACACAGCACCACCAGCUGUCAGAAGAAGUUUUGGGGAAAGUGCAAAGUGCAGUGAGCAGUGCUCAGCUCCUCAUGUCUCAGAAGUUCUUUCAAAUUCUACUGAAAUUCUUAAACAAAACAGACCCCCUCCUCUCGCCUCGCCCCUCCCCUCAGGACCUGGCCGGGUUCUGGGACUUGCUUCAGGUCUCCAUCGAAGACCUCAGCCUCAAGUUUGACGAACUCUACCACCUCAAAUCCAAUGAGUGGCAGCCCCUCGAGAGGAAGGACCUCCAGGAGAGGGCAACAGCAACGUUGAAGAAGCCUGUUAAAGUUCGCUCAUCUCUGGGUCGAGAGCAGAGCAGUGACCCCCCCUCCAGCUCCAGACAGGAAGCUCGCAAACGCCUCGUCGCUGCCAAAAAAUCCACAUCUUUUCGGCAAAACUCAGCGACGGAGAGUGCGGACAGCCUGGAAAUGUACGUCCCUGAGGCCCAAACUCGUCUCUGAACUGGAUCUAUACCCGCGUUUCGACCAGACUAAAUGGACCCAAAUCCUGGACUAAAACUGGACCAGGACUGUGGACUGUGGCACAUUUCUUAAACACUUUCUUAGUCUUAAUACUGACAUGGAGAAGCAAUCAGAUGCAUAUAUUUUGAACGUUUGAGGCUCAGAAAUUGAGUGGUUGGAAUAAAAGAAAGAGACAUUUUAAUACAUAUUAAAGUUUUAAAUAAAUGAUAAACUUUUGAUGCAGAAAUUCCUGGUCGGAUGCUGCCAAAGUUUCACUGCAAAUAGUAGUAUAUUCGCAUGAGAUGAAAUGACGAGAAUUCAGAAUUUUGAUCAUAAUUACAAGGCCCAACUGUAACUCUCAACUCUAUUUGUCGUAUAAAGUCUCUACAUGACUAUUGAUCCUUUGCAACUGAUGUCAUCAACAUUCCCUGGGGGUGUGAUGCUAACUGUAGGCACCGCUCUGUUUGAGACUUUGUUAGACUUUAAUCUGAGUUUUAACACAGUCUGACUAGAAAGAACUGACUUAGCUGACUUAACUCCAGCAGGUGAGCUGAUCUGUGCUGUUAAACAAGUCUCCUCUCAAACAACAUUACAGUCACAACCUAGAUAACUUUAGCCAACAGUUUUUUAGUUAGUCACUCUCAGCUUUUAAUUGAAAAUCAAACUCCUUUGGCAGAAUAGCAUUAACCAUGUGCAGUAAAAUGGAUUAUUAGUGACUCAUGAGAAUCCACCUUGAUGCUACAGUUAAUUGGGCAGGCAGACCAAUCACAGAGAAGCGUUGAGAUUUGUGUGGAAGCCAAAGGCAAAGCACCCAA